AUGAGAUGAGAUGAAGCAGGCAGAGCUACUUUGACUGUCCGUGUGGCUUUGUGUUCGAGACCAGAGAGAGAGAGGAGCUGCUGCUGGGUUUUUCUUCUCUUCUAAUGAUUAAGCUUUCUGUCCUGCAGCGGUGAUGAUGAAAAUAGUUAUUAGUAGCUAAUUAAGUGCGAAUCUGACACUUUGGAGCGGAAUACUGUUUACACCUGAGACGGGGAAUUGUUUGAAAGUAGCACUUCUGUAAAGGUAAAUAAAUCCUCAGUAAUGGAGAAUGUCACCAGGUUGUGGUUGUGUUUAUGGUAAAAACAAACAAACAAAACAUGCCAACAGCGUUUUCAUUGCAGUGGAAGCGCUUUUGUGAAGUUUGUAGCUAAACUUUUUUUUUUUUGGUCUUAAAAUGUAGCCUUUAUUAUUACUGUGUGAAUUUCUUCGGCUUGGUAUGAUUCAGAGACGCAAAAAACUGGCAUUCCGAGUGCUUCUGUUUUGGAAACACACACUUUCCUUCCAGAGACGGACUGGACUCUCACCGAUUCACUUUCUCAAACAUCACUUCCUACAAGCACGAGGAGGAUAAUGCACACACAGCAGCUCCUCUAACUGGACUGGUUUUGGUGGAGAAAGUAGUGAUGAUGAUGAUGAUGAGCAGCAGCGGCCCUGCUAUCGUGUACGAGUGGCUGAAAACCCUGCAGCUGACCCAGUAUGUCGAGUCGUUCGUGGAUAACGGUUAUGACGACCUGGAGGUGUGUAAGCAGAUCGGAGAACCCGACCUGGACGCCAUUGGUGUGUUUCCCCCACAACACAGGCUCAAAGUUCUCCGAGCAGUGCAGAGACUCCGAGAGGAGGACAAGAAGCUGGCUCCAGGUCUUUACUUCACCUUAGAGCCCCUUCCAGAUGUUUCCAGUGUCUGUGACAGCAAAGCCAGUGGGUCCUAUUGGGACCGAGAUGGACUUGAGCUUUCCAAUAACAACAAUCUACUCCUCAGUGGACCUCCAGAUCCAAUGACUUACCCCAAACUCAAGCUGAAGAUCCUGAUCCGAGAUAAGCUGAUCAAGGAUGGGAUAGACCUGAGUAAGCCUCCUUACUCAUUCAAGGAUGGCUCUCUGGGAAACAUUGAGGAUUUGGCUAAGGAGUAUUCAGAGUAUUACAGUACUUCUUACUGUGACGUGUAUGACAGGAUGGAGGAGCUGCGCAAGCGCAAAGUAGCUCAAGAAGCAGAGAUUGCAAAUACUGAGUCAAUGAUCACAUCACUUCAGCUCCGCUCAGAAAUCCAGGAAUCCUUGGGGUUGUGCAGUGCUGUGUCCACUCCUGAGGUCGAGAGAAGGUUGUUGAUGCACAAGUCAGGCUCUGAAGAUGGAUCUGGGGGAAAAUGGGACCGAAAGAAAAAUAAAUCCUUCUGGCAGAAUUUCCGUAAGACACAGAAAGGCGUCGUACGCCAGACAUCAAAAGCUGAUGACCUUGGAUUCGUAGCCAGUGAGAUCACAAUGAGCGAUGAAGAACGCAUCCAGCUGAUGAUGAUGGUGAAGGAGAAGAUGAUAACUGUAGAGGAGGCCUUGGCUCGGCUGAAAGAGUAUGAGGCUCAAAAUCGUCAGUCAUGUACCACAGACACAACUGAGUGGACUGAUUCCUCCAGUCCCACUGCAAACGAGCUCUCGGUGAACUUUAAUGAGCAGUCAGAUGAUGAGCUGGAGGAGUCAGCUUUUCGCAGGCUUCACAAGCUGGUCAACUCAACCCGCCGUGUGAAGAAGAAGCUCAUUAGGAUAGAUGAGAGCAAAAAACACACAUCAAAAGACUCAUUGAGCUCUGACUUCUCUCCUACAUGUGAGGAAAAGGCCUCUCUCUACUCAGGUGUACAGAAGUGUCUGGUCAUGUCUCCGGGUGAUGGAAUGGCCUCAGCGCUGUGUGUGGACGGAGACUCAGACAGCCUGACCACAUCUCCGUCCUCCAGUAGCCUCGACAAAUACAGUGGCCAUAAGCAGUUUAAGCCGUUUAACAGUAGCCAGGGGUUAAGCUACCAUCCCACAGGGCCCAGUGUGGACGCUUCAGUGAUGGACGCAGGCAGCCACUCAUCUUUUUCUGAAGCUGAGGGCUGCUGUCAGGAGGAGCCCAGGAUAACCCGGUCUGUGACUGAUGGAGAAAUGAGACGGGCCCUGAGUCCCUCUAAAUUACAUGGGAGGGCCUGUAGCUUUGGAGGGUUUGACCUUAUGAACCAGUCUGUAUACAUGAGACACAGCUGUAACACCCCUAGUGAUAAUGGGACCAUCAACAGGAGAGAUGCAGCAAGGUCACCGCUUCCAUCCCGUAUCUCUCUUGGGAAGAAGGUGAAGUCGGUGAAGGAGACCAUGAGGAAACGCAUAUCCAAGAAAAGUAGUUCUGUCCAGUUUGAGCAGUUGAGUCCGAGCAGAGAGACUGAGUCACUCCAGUCCCCUCGCACAGACGCAGACUCGCUGGAAAAACCCAAGCUCAAGUCUGGCGGUUCUGUCGAGAGUCUGAGGAGCUCACUAAGUGGACAGAGCUCAAUGAGUGGUCAGACAGUAAGCACCACAGACUCCUCAGCAAGUAACCGAGAGAGUGUGAAGUCAGAGGAUGGUGAUGACGAGGAGUUGCCUUACAGAGGACCAUUUUGUGGCCGAGCCCUUGUACACACUGACUUUAUCCCCAGUCCCUAUGAUACAGAUUCCCUCAAACUCAAGAGAGGGGAUAUUAUAGACAUAAUCAGUAAGCCUCCAAUGGGUACAUGGAUGGGCCUUCUGAAUAACAAGGUGGGCACCUUUAAGUUCAUCUAUGUAGAUGUGCUGAGUGAGGAAGGUGAAAAGCCCAAGUGCAGCAUCAGGAAGAGAAGGAAGAGUCAGCCUCCCAAACCCACCUCUGUGGAAGAGCUUCUAGAGCGCAUCAACCUCAAAGAGCACAUGCCCACGUUCCUGUUUAAUGGAUAUGAGGAUCUGGAAACGUUUAAAUUGCUGGAGGAGGAGGACCUGGACGAGCUGAACAUCAGAGACCCACAGCACAGAGCAGUGUUGCUGACUGCAGUGGAGCUGUUGCAGGAGUACGACAUCAACAGUGACCCUGAGAAUGGUGGCUCCUCAGUAGACCCAGAGGAGAAGCUUCAGCCAGAGAUAUCUGCUCCCUCAAGAGAUUCUCCACGUGACUCUGGUUGUUAUGAGAGCAAUGAGAAUUUGGAGAAUGGGAAACGCAAAAAGGCAUCUCAUUUAAGCAGGUCUUCAUCAGGCUUCGAUUCCAGUCACCUCCCAUCUCCUGAGUAUCCCACUCCACCCCUCAGCCAGUCCAGCAGCAGGCAGGAUCCACAGUCUCUCCUGCCACCUUUCCAUAGAACUUCCAUCAAAGCUGUUCACUUGGAGACAAGCCACUCUUUGCUCAGCAUGAAGCCUCUCAGUCAGAGCUAUGAUGAGCUGCUUUGCAUCCCUGUACCCCAAGCCUUGUGGAAACGUUCUCUUUCAUUGGAUUAUCAGAUCCUCCACAGGAAGGAGCACCACAACCCAGAAGAGUUGAUGUCCAUUCAGUCAGUAGAACCUGCUGCUUUGCUGCAGCAGCGUAGCUCUACUGAGCAGAAUGAAGCUCUCAAAUCUCAGGCAUGUGCCAACCAAGAGGAUGAAUCUGAAGAGCUAGGCACAGGAGAUGAGCUGACAUUUCCUUCUAUUGACUCUUCCACAGAUGUGGAGAGUGAGGAGGUACCUGUAGAUAGUACUGAAACAUUUCCACCAGAUCCUCCUUUACACCAACACAGUCUAAAACCACCAGUUCCUCCUAAACCCUUUCCACUGCCAUUUGUACUUGAUAAAGAGUUCCAAUGCAUCUUGGUGUCAUACAGAUCAGACACAGCCUCUGGUGUACCCAAGUCCAACAAACCUUUUAUCAGCAGGCUUGGAAAGAAAAUGCAGCAUGCUCGGUCACCUAAUCUGGAGUUACUUGUGGAAGAGAAGCUGAGCUUGGAUGGUAUAGACCUCACAGAGGAGCCUUAUUCUGACAAGCAUGGCCGUUACACAGUCCCAUUCUCCCUCAUUCAAAGGUACUCUGAAGAUUUGGACAAACCUUUGGGGGAUAUUGCCACAGUAAUGGAUCAGACCAGAAUCCAACUGCUUCGCAGACAGCACCGUAUAGCAAUCCCACUGAGAGGACUAUCAGAGAUUUGUAUAAAGCUAUAAUCCUUUGAUUAAUGCUGGAUCCCAGGCCUUCAUGUUAUCACAUGUUACUCUCUGGCACGGAUGCUUGCUUGAUCAACUGUCUGAUAAUAUCACCAGAUCACAGCAGCAGUCAGCCAUUAAGGAUGUAAAUGUAUCAGGUCUGGAGUGGGUUACCCGAAAGCAUCAUAGCACAAAGAUCAUCGUUAAAGGGUAGAGCGAGCAUCACAAUGAAUAGAUAGUUUUCACUGACGUCACGGCAUUCCGGGGAACGCCCCCCAGCCGCCAUCUUGGAGGGCAAACAAAACGGACCAUCGCCACUACUGGCUACGUUAUCUCGGACGAAUUUAUGAAGUUAUAUAGUCAGUUUUCUAAAAUAAAGAUCAAUGUGGGCAAACUCAAGCAAACAGAAGUAUAUAGAUACACAUCUCACGGUAUGCAGCCAAACUGGCCUUGAUUGGGGGAAUUGACCCCUAUGAAGUGGACAAAGAUGCAUUUUCAAGUGACUAUGCAGGGUUGCCAAAGCCUGAAACUGCCAAAGCCUGCUCCAAAGCCUGAAACUGACUUCAUCAAACUUUAAAGGCUGUCUGAUAUAUACAACUUUAUA
Neoarius graeffei (lesser salmon catfish) is the source of this 4740-nucleotide messenger RNA. RefSeq names its product SAM and SH3 domain containing 1b (gene sash1b). The transcript has 20 exons. NCBI's taxonomy places the organism in Eukaryota, Metazoa, Chordata, Actinopteri, Siluriformes, Ariidae. The coding region runs from base 624 to 4157 and encodes 1177 amino acids. Gene Ontology annotation, molecular function: protein binding. The record is from RefSeq and is a predicted model, not a curated record.